AUGGCUCUAUCGUCCACCUCGGCCGUCGCGCGCCAACUCGCCGCCGCUCGAGUGUCCACAUUCACUGCAUCCUCCUCCCAAAUCCGCACACACCACUUGCCAGCUCAGCAUCUCGGUAUCCGAGCUGUUAACUCAGCACCUGGAGACAGCGCUUCCAGAAGUAGCAGCAACUUCAGCGGAGGGAGAGCAGGAAGCUUCACAGAAAGUGCAGGCCUAGUGGAAGAGGAAGCAGGGAGUGCAGCAGAGGCAGCGGGCAGUGAGGCAGAGGGUACGAAGGGGGUGAGGGGAGAGGCGGCGGCAGCAGCAGCGCGGGCAGCAGCGGAGGCGAAUCCUCCCAGGAUGUUCUUCUCGUCUGUGAGCGUGGACCGUGCGGGACAGUACAGGAACGAUGCUGCCUGGCUCAAGAAGGCUCUUGGCAAGCCCACCACCGUGGUCAUCCCAUGGAGCCAUGGUCGCUCGUUAAUCAAGGAUGGCCGGGCAGUCCUCGCCUCGCCUGCUCACAUCACCGUCAACCCCGCCACCACUGCACCUCAUGGCACAGCUGCCUCUGAUGGCGCGGCUGAUGCUGCCAGCAACAGCACCACCACCGCCACCACCACAACCAGCAGCAGCAGUGCAAGCGGCACGGGAGUGGAGCCGUUUUGCUUCCUCGGUCUCCUCAUGCCGUCCGGCCACGCUGCCUUCGCUGUCGCCAUUGACUCUGCCGCGUCACCACCCCAGGACGCCUCUGCCGCGCCUCUCCCCGCCUACACCCCCCCUGAGGGCGCGCAGUGGGUGUCUCUGCGCACCCAGGGGCCAACGCUGCCCGCCUUUGAUGCGGGGCUGCUGGCAUACGCCAAUGGGCUCAUGGACUGGCACAGCCGGCACCGCUUCUGCUCGCAGUGUGCGGCGCCUCUCAUCCAAGCAGAGGGGGGCUACGCCAGGCGCUGCACCAACUCCUUCCCCUCCCCGCCUGCCCUGCCUGCUGCCGCUGUGCCUCCCGCCCCUGCUGCUGCUGCUGCUGGGCUGGUAACAGCAGCGGAUAGCAACGGCACAGCACAGCCCUCAUCACUCUCGCCAGCACCAUCGCCUGCUGGGAAGCCCAAGUGUUCCUCGUCCACCAUCUUCCCCCGCCUCGACCCGGCAGUGAUCAUGUGUGUCUCGUGGGGCGACUACGUGCUGCUGGGCCGGCAGUCACGCUGGCCGCAUGGGCGCUAUUCAGUGCUGGCGGGGUUUGUGGAGGUGGGGGAGGCGUUUGAGAUGGCGGUGGUGCGCGAGGUGUGGGAGGAGGCACGCGUGCACGUCGACCCCGACACCGUCAGAUACCACGCGAGCCAGCCAUGGCCCUUCCCCUCCUCCCUAAUGGUCGCCUUCACAGCGCAAGCCCUGCCAUCUGGCCCACCAGCCAUGGCCCUGUCACAGCCGGACUACGGGCUGACGGGGGAGGAGAGGGGCGCUGCCCUGGUGCCGUGGCAGCAGCUGCCUGUCGUGCGCACCGACACCAACGAGCUGGAGGAUGCGAGGUGGUUCCACCGGGAGUUCAUUAGAGCGCUUCUCAGCGACUCCUCAUGCAACACCUGGAUACAGCAGCCGCCUGCUGAAGAUAACUCCCCAGCCACCCCUGCACCGCCCGCACAGCCCUCUGGCACCACGUGGGCCUUCCCCCCUCUCCCCCGCUCUGCUGUUGCCAUCCCUGGCCCCCAUGCCAUCGCCCACUCGCUGCUGGCGGGGUGGGCCAUGGGGGAUGGGGGAGGGGAAGGGAGGGAAGGACGGGAGGAGAAGGAGGAUGUGGAGGAUGGGGACUGGCCUGGACACGGGGUUCCUGACGUGGAUAUUGACACAGGUGACGUGGAUAUUGACACAGGUGACGUGGAUAUUGACACAGGUGACGUGGAUAUUGACACAGGUGACGUGGAUGUUGACACAGGUGACGUGGAUAUUGACACAGGUGACGUGGAUGUUGACAAAUGUGACGUGGAUAUUGACACAGGUGACGUGGAUGUUGACACAUCCUGUGGGGAUGAAAGGAGUGAAGCCUUGUACUCUCUGCUCUUCUUCCUGACCCACUCUCUUUUGCAUGCCCUCCAAAAUUCCCUUCCCCCCUCUUCCUCCUCCACCUUCUCCCUUCGUCCUUCUCCUCCCUUCCUCCCGCUCCUCACCUUUUCUCAUCUUUUCCUCCCUCUCUCCCCCCACCCUGCGCAGAUAGUGCGGGGGGACAAGAGGGCGCCAUUCCACAACGACGUGCUGCAGCACACAGCACGCUUCAUGGCGCCCCUGGGCCUCAAGGUACGUUUCAUGGCGCCCCUGGGCCUCAAGGUACGCUUCAUGGCGCCCCUGGGCCUCAAGGUACGCUUCAUGGCGCCCCUGGGCCUCAAGGGGUGCAUGCACAUGGGUGCGUAUCAUGUGAUGGGGCACACUGUGCCCUGGGGCCCCUUGCAAGGCUUGCAUGCACCGUGCCUAACUCGUAUUCUGCAUGGGCAGGUGGAGGCUGUGGGUGGCGGUCGGAUCAACCAUGAUGCUGCAAAGAAGCAAAUCACCAUCUAUGGCUUUUCACAGGUGCGCGUGGUUUGA
Closterium sp. Naga37s-1 is the source of this 2550-nucleotide messenger RNA. The record is from the annotation of a GenBank genome assembly. NCBI's taxonomy places the organism in Eukaryota, Viridiplantae, Streptophyta, Zygnematophyceae, Desmidiales, Closteriaceae.